Messenger RNA from Brassicogethes aeneus, 660 nucleotides. NCBI's taxonomy places the organism in Eukaryota, Metazoa, Arthropoda, Insecta, Coleoptera, Nitidulidae. The record is from the annotation of a GenBank genome assembly.
AUGGCACUGACAAGGAGUCAACAAGAAAAAGCUGAAUUAAAACAAACCAUCAAAGAUUCCAUUAUUGAAAUAUUCAGUGAUAAGGAUUUUAUAGCAAGUAUGUUUAAAACAAUGUACGAUAAAUUCAACCUUCACGAACAAAAAACAGAAGCCAGUAUAAAAAAGUUUGAACAACAAAUCGAUACAUUGGAACAAAAAAUUGACUAUAUGUAUCAGGCUGAGAAAGUAAACAAUAUUUGCAUACAUGGAAUCCCCGACGAAAAAAAUGAAAACAUUUCAAAUAAAGCAGCUGAUCUCUUAAAAUGUGCAGUGCCAAUCAUUUCUCAGCAAAACCUAAGUGCCUAUCGGAUUGGAUAUCAUAUAAAUAAUGAAAAACCACGUCCAGUUAUUGUUAAGUUUAAAAUCCACCAAAAUAAAAGCGAAGUGAUGAAAAACUUUAAAAAAAUUAAAAAUAAAAAAAUCUAUAUUUGUGAAGAUCUUACGAAAAUCAGACUUGACCUUCUAAAUGAAGCAAAAUCUCUGCUCGGAAAAACAAACGUCUGGACAAUGGAUGGUAACAUUUUAACGAAGAUCGAUGAUAAAAUUGUAAAAUUAAAGAAUCAAAACACAACUACUAGAAUAUCAAUAAGGAUCCUUCAUCAUAAACCUUUGGAAUUAUAG